GCACCCGAAUUAUUCGGUGCUGCAGUAGCAGAUGUAGGUGUUAUGGACAUGCUGAGAUUCCAUAAAUUCACCAUUGGACAUGCGUGGAGAAGCGACUAUGGUGACCCUGACAAAAAGGAAGAUUUCGAAUAUAUUUACAAGUAUUCCCCAGUUCAUAAUGUACAGUCUAUUAAACCAUAUCCUGCAGUAUUAUUAACCACGUCUGACCAUGAUGAUAGAGUAGUGCCUUUGCAUUCCUAUAAACUUAUAGCGCAACUACAGUAUGUUGUGAAGAAUAAUCCAAACCCUUUAAUGAUUAGAAUUGAAACUAAAGCUGGCCAUGGAAGUGGAAAACCUACAAAGAAGAGAAUCGAUGAAGCUACCGACAAAUAUUCAUUCAUUGCGUUAUCACUUGAUGCCAAAUGGGUAGAUUAA
Messenger RNA from Dentiscutata heterogama, 414 nucleotides. The record is from the annotation of a GenBank genome assembly. NCBI's taxonomy places the organism in Eukaryota, Fungi, Glomeromycota, Glomeromycetes, Diversisporales, Gigasporaceae.